AUGGAGGGAAAACUUUCCGAUUAUGACUACAACACACAAUUUCGUGUUAAUGACAAAAAUCGAGUUUGUUUAAAAUGGAGUACUUUGGAUGAAGAACAAAAACUAGCGGAAAAUGUCAGUGAUUACAUUAAUGCCUCACAUAUUGGACUACCUGGGACCACGACAAGAUAUAUAGCUGCACAAGCGCCUUUGCCUUCAACUCUCCGAGAUUGGUUUGAAAUGAUACGGGAAUAUGAAGUUAGAAUAAUCGUAAUGUUAUGCAAUAUCAUAGAAAUGGGCAAGGUUAAAUGUGAAAUGUACUGGCCUCAAGAACUUAAUGAAGAAGAAAAUUUUGCCGGAAUAUUUGUGACAGUCAUUAAAGAAGAAAUUUUCGAAGAAUAUAGUAAAAGAGACCUUAAACUUCGUUGGAAAGACGGUGAAAUAAAAUACAUUACGCAGUUGCAUUAUACAGAAUGGCCAGAUCAUGGAAGCCCACAAAGUGAAUUACAAUUUCUUGAUAUGAUUUAUUCUUUGGAUAAACUGCUUAUAAAUGAUCCAGACAAACCUGUUCUGGUGCAUUGCAGUGCUGGUUGUGGUCGCACGGGAACAAUUAUUGCGGCAAAUUCAAUUCGCGAACGCAUAAAUAAAGAAAUUCUCGCUGAGGAGUUAAAUAUUUUGGAGAUUACUUUAGAACUGCGAAAACAGCGAGUUUCGAUGAUUCAAACUCCCGACCAAUAUCAAUUUUUGCAUAAAGUUGUGCUAAGAUUUUGCAAAGAAAAAUUGAAUGCUGAGGAUAAAUUAUCGAAGAUGACCGAAAUAUUGAAUGGAGUAAUAUCAAUAAAAGAUUUACCAUUAGCACCAUCGCCUUCAGCAUUGAUAUUUACAAAUUAUGCAACUAGUUUAUUUCAUUACUUUCAUGUGAAAAACAAAACAGAAUUUUAUAUUUCUUCUUAUGCCGUGCAGUUUUCAUCUUCUUCUAGUAAUUCGAGCAAUCCAGUCGAUUCUGAUAUUGGUAUCAAUGACUUUAUAUUGAAUCAUAAUCCUAGUGUUAAUGAAAUCUCGUCUUUAGGAGAAGUCGCUUCUGAAUCUGUGGUUUUAAACUAA
Dracunculus medinensis (Guinea worm) is the source of this 1083-nucleotide messenger RNA. The record is from the annotation of a GenBank genome assembly. NCBI's taxonomy places the organism in Eukaryota, Metazoa, Nematoda, Chromadorea, Rhabditida, Dracunculidae.